This is a messenger RNA of Herpailurus yagouaroundi (jaguarundi), 1522 nucleotides long. RefSeq names its product potassium channel tetramerization domain containing 11 (gene KCTD11). Gene Ontology annotation, biological process: protein homooligomerization; positive regulation of neuron differentiation. Lineage: Eukaryota; Metazoa; Chordata; Mammalia; Carnivora; Felidae. Bases 748 to 1446 code for a protein of 232 amino acids. The record is from RefSeq and is a predicted model, not a curated record. The transcript has a single exon.
CGGCUGCGGCGACACCCGUGCAGGCGGCGGCGUCCGGGUCCCGAGAACCCCGGGCGGCUUCCCUCAGAGUGCUCCGGCGCGCCCGGCUCGCUCUGAGCGUGCGCCCUCGCUCCCCAGCGGAUCCGGAGCCGCUCCGCCGCCAGCUGCGCUCAGCCCCGCCUCCGUCGCCAGAGACCCGCGCCGAAGCCAGGCCCUGCCGGGCCUCCGACUGGCCCCCGGCGCCGUGCGCGGACUCGCCCGCGGCGACAGCCAUCGACCCGAGAACUCGGAGGCUGGGUCCUUCCGAGGGUCGGCCUGUGCUCGCCACCGUCACCUGCUGGCUGGACUCCGGAAACCCGCUGUCUGAAGACCGCAGAAGAGACUUGCUGACCCACCGCCCUGCAUCGAAUGCGUCUGGGCCGAAAGCUCCCUUCCCUCUCUGGCUUCUGUUCUUUUCGGCCGGCCGUGUCUGUGCCCGGAAACCAUCCCCCACUACCAACGUAGCUGGGGUGAGCCCUAAAUCUUCCUGCCUUGUGUUCCGACCUGUGCAUCCAACCCCGAGAGAGUCUGAACGAACCUUAGGACCCAGUUCUGCCCACGCCCGCGGAGUUUGCGUUUUCUUCUCUGUCGGUGUCUCCUGUACUCCCCAAAAUUUCGCCUCCUCCUGUGCCCUCUUCGCCCCCCUCUUUUGGGGGCCCUGUGACCCUGAAUGUGGGGGGCACGCUCUAUUCCACCACUUUGGAGACCCUGACUCGCUUCCCAGACUCCAUGCUGGGGGCCAUGUUUAGGGCGGGCACCCCCAUCCCCCCCAACCUCAACCCCCAGGGAGGUGGCCACUACUUCAUCGACAGAGAUGGCAAGGCCUUCCGGCACAUCCUCAAUUUCCUGCGGCUGGGCCGCCUGGACCUGCCCCGUGGCUAUGGGGAGACGGCCCUGCUCAGGGCAGAGGCGGACUUCUACCAGAUCCAGCCCCUCCUGGACGCCCUGCGGGAACUGGAGGCCUCUCGGGGGACCCCCGUGCCCACAGCUGCCCUGCUCCAUGCAGAUGUAGACGCCAGCCCCCGCCUGGUGCACUUCUCCGCUCGCCGGGGCCCACACCACUAUGAGCUGAGCUCUGUGCAGGUGGAUACGUUCCGAGCCAACAUCUUCUGCACCGACCCCGAGUGCCUGGGCGCCAUGCGGGCCCGAUUUGGUGUGGCCAGUGAGGACAGGGCAGAGGGAGGCCCUCACUUUCGUCUGGAGUGGGCCCCCUGUCCCGCAGAGCUCCCUGAGGUGGAGUAUAGGAGACUGGGGCUACAGCCUCUGUGGACUGGGGGGCCGGGGGAGCUGCGGGAGGUGGUGGGCACGCCGGGCUUCCUGGAGGAGGUGCUGCGGGUGGCUCUGGAGCACGGCUUCCGCCUAGACUCCGUCUUCCCUGACCCCGAGGACCUGCUCAACUCCCGAUCUCUGCGCUUUGUGAGGCACUGAAAACGCGGCCCUCCCGUCUGCCUGGGAGGGGGAGAGAACGGACAGCAAAGAGAAUGAGGGACUCCCCCCACCACCA